AUGCAGAGACCUGCAAUGGUGCGUGAGGCGAAGAAGAAACCAGUAGAAGAGAAAGUCAGCAAGAAAACGCAGGAGAUUCUGGAAAAGAACCGCCAGAAGGAAAUAGAGAAGACACAGGCGCUGGAUGCGCAGCAACUUGCAGACUGGGAGAAGCCAGUGGAUGCUCUGGCGGAGGCCCCGGAUGUGUCGAAACUCGAGAAGGACCUGCUAGAUUUGUUGAUCGGAUUCAACCGAGUUGUGCCAAGUUUUGUCGGCUUCCCCGCGCUCGCCAAUGCGUUCAAGACGCCAGAGACGCAGGUGUUGGUCAUCGUCAAGGCAGUGAAGAACCUGCGGAUCGCCUUGAAGAAGCUGCAGCUGGACAGGCUGCCCGCAGAGGCUCAGCCCAAGGUGGCAAGCCUCAUCGUCUACAUCUACUGCCUUGUUCAGGAAGCUUGGAACUCCUAUGGCAAGAAAGGUCUCCUGGACGGGAAAUGCAUCAAGCUCUUCCAAGAGCUCUUGAUUUCUCUGGGCUUCCGCAGCAACGCACAAGGCCUCUUUCGGCAGUGGAAGGAGGUUCAAGCGUCACUUGGAAAGGAAGACGGUGCUACAGAAGAUGGCGAGAAGGGCAAGGACGGGAAGGACAAGAAAGGCAAGGAGAAAGACGACAAAAAGGAUAAGAAGAAGGAAAAGGAGAAAAAAGACAAAAAGGACUCCAAGGACUCCAAGGAGGAUUCUUUCGAUUCCUUCGAGGUCAAGAAGGAGGUAGAGCUUUGCUGGUCCGGUGUCGGCAGCGAUGAGUAUGCAUUUCAGUUGAUGCACAUGGGCCCGCAGAUGACACGUCUCGUUGGCACAGCCAAGGAUCCAAAGGAGCGUGUCAACUUCAAGCCGGACAAGUGGCAGAGGGACUUGCUAGACAUCGUGGACGACAACGAGUCAGCCUUGGUCGUUGCGCCCACGGCAAGCGGCAAGACCUUCAUUGGCUACUAUGUCAUGGAUCAGGUUCUCAGAGAAGAUCACGACGGUGUUGCGGUCUAUGUGGCUCCAUCGAAGGCGCUUGUCAAUCAGGUGAGUGCGGAAAUCUACGCACGCUUCGGAAGUAAGAUAUUCCCGGCUCACUCCAAGCAAGAACUGCUGGGAGUUUUUCUCAAGGAAUUCAACUCCGCCGGAGGUGUCGCGGAGGCUGGCAAGUGGAAGCAGUGUCAGGUGCUCGUCACCAUUCCACACAUCCUCGAGAUGCUGCUUCUGUCAGCAGAGAACCAGGACUGGGUGGCUCGACUGCGGUACGUAGUCUUCGAUGAGGUGCACUGCAUCGGGGAGCAAGAAGGUGGAGAGCAGUGGGAGCAUUGCAUGCAGUUGAUUCCAUGCCCCUUCAUCGCCCUCAGCGCAACGGUGUCCGAUCCGAGCUUCUUUCACAAUUGGCUGAGCAGGGUAAAUGAGCUGAAGAAGACCUCCAAGGUAAGCAUUGUGGAGCAUCGUGAGCGAUGGAAUGAUCUUUACAAAUAUGUUUGGGUCGGAGGAAAGCUGAGGCCGCUGCACCCUUUCUGCUGCUUCGUGGAGAGCUCGCUGCGCCGAAACGGAAUGUCCUCCGACCUCAGCCUCGUACCAAGGGAGAUGGUGCAACUACACCAAGAGGUCCAAAGAAUCAUCGGCGUGAACGACAAGUGGGACAGGCUGUCUCCUGCAAAAUACUUUGCGGGUCAAGCGUUUGUUACGAAAAUCGAUGCGAGAGGGUAUGAGAGGGAGUUGAAGGAAACGUUCUUGCAGCUGCUUCGCGAUGAUGUACUCGGGAACGAGGGCUUCUCAAAGCUCACCAUGGCCCUGCAGCAGCCCACAGGGCUCGAAAGCUUCAAGCCACCACCUCGGACUGAGAGCGACAGCGAGGUUGACCUCACGAAGUUGGUGAAGGAAACUUCUUACCUGCAGGCGGCGACUCUCUUCAAGCUUUGCAAGGAUCUUGACCAAAAAGAUAUCAUGCCAGCGAUCAUCUUCAAUUUCUCCAGGAAAGAGAUCGAACGAAUGCUCAAGAAGCUCGUUGAGGAGCUGGAGAGACUCCAAUACAACAAGUACUGGGGUGAUGAGGAGGCGAAGAUCAGAACCAGAAAGAUCAAUGACAAGCGAAAAGCAGACUAUGACCGGAAGAAAGAGGCAUUCGAUGAGGCCCAGAAGAUGCGAGCUAGCGCGAAGCAAGAAGGAACUGCUGCUCGAAAGUCUGGCGAGAUAGAAGGCCGUGGAGGAAGAAAAGCUGAAGCUGUGGACAUAUCAGAGGACCUCAUGCUGCAAGAACCAAUAGAGCCGAAGGACAUCUCUGAAGAAAUCGAUCCAGAGUUCACUUUUCACUCGGCACGAGCCCUCGGCGUUUGGCAGGAGGAUAUCGACGAAGUAAUCAACGACGCCAAGAAGAAGGGCGGUGCUGAGAAUUGGAUGGUGGAGGGUCUCAGGAGAGGAAUCGGGAUCCAUCACGAGGGCCUGAAGAAAAACUACAGAGAUGCUGUGGAGGUUCUUUUCCGUCGUGGGUACUUGCGGGUUGUGUUUGCCACCGGCACUUUGGCGCUCGGCAUCAACAUGCCGUGCCGAUCGACGAUCUUCUGUGGAGACUCGCUGGAGCUAACUGGACUGAUGUACCGGCAGAUGAGUGGUCGAGCAGGGAGGCGAGGCUUCGACCUGCUCGGGCAAGUGAUCUUCCUGGACAAGCCGUUCACGAAGAUCCAACGACUCAUCACGUCAGAUCUGUCGAGCCUAGCCGGUGAAUUCACACUUUCUCCAACAAUACUUCUGAGGGCAUUGCACGAGUACGAGAGAAUGCUGGAGCUCAAGGAGGAAGGCACCUUGGGCAGAACUCUUGAAGACAUCACUCGGUGUCUGGCACCUGUGUUCGAAUUGCCGUUCUUUCAAAGCAAGACCGCAGAGCUGAAGACCCAAGUAGCCUUUCACACGCGGUUCACCUUAGAGCUUCUGUACAGAGAAGGGCACAUUGCGCGGGACGGCUCAACAAGGAACUUGGCGAAUCUGUGUACACAUCUCUUCGAGGCUGAGCCGGCCAACCUGGUGCUUUCCAGGCUCCUCUGCAGUGGAGUUCUGCACGAGUAUCUGGCCGAGGAGGCUCCCAAGAUGCUCAAGGGCGACCGACGGACACACCUCACCGUGAAGCUCGUCUCUGUGUUGGGCUGGAUCUUUUUUCGACGGAGGCUGCCGUCCAGCAUUCCGAAGGAGCGGAUUCCAAGAAAGAAGCACCUGCCUUCGGAGGGAUGUCCACGCCUUCCUCCACUGCCGUCAAGGAUAAAGAAGGAGAUUCAGAGAUACAACAGCCAGCUCUUUGAAGUCUUCCAGGAUUUUGCCUGGACAGUGGCGAUGACCAGGAAGCACGGGCAGAUUGACCUGACACUUCCUGCAAGCGGAAGGUGUUUUCCCGUGGGCCUGGACGAAAGGGGGGAUCCCUUUGACAAGAAGAGCGGCCUAGGAAAUGCCCUUUUCAAGCAGGUUGUCAAGUACAAGUCACGUUCACCCUUCUCGGCUUUAUCUGGUGCUGGUGACUUCUACCUGACACCCUCGGACCUGUCCAAGAAUUGCAGGAACGUCCUGCACUUGGACUUGAACGCCAUCCCAACAGUGGCCUGCCCGCCGACGGGCGCGGAUGCCAAUCGGGAGCUAGAGGCAACGAACAGCUGGAUCCUGGACUACAUGAUCCAUGGGCAGAGGAAAUAUCUUUGGGAGGACAACGGCCUCAAUGCCACACGCGCAUGGAAGCUGAUUGAUGAGUUCGUGCAAACUUUGAAGAAGGCAGUGAAAGCAAUGAAGGCUUUUGCGCCUGAAAAAGACAUUGUGCUGACCACCAUGACUCAGCUUGCCAAGGAAAUGGAAGCCUUCCACAAGAAGGCAUAA
Molecule: messenger RNA, 3858 nt
Organism: Symbiodinium sp. CCMP2456
Lineage: Eukaryota; Dinophyceae; Suessiales; Symbiodiniaceae
Source: the annotation of a GenBank genome assembly